AUGCCCAAGGCCAAGACGUUCCAAUGCAGGGGCCACGGCGACUGCAGGAUGGUUUUCAGCCGUUCCGAGCACCUCAUCAGGCACAUUCGCAAACACACUGGGGAGCGGCCGUUCACUUGUCAUUGCGACAAACAGUUCUCGCGGCUCGACAACCUGCGCCAGCACGCGCAGACGGUCCACGCGGACAAGGCCGAGCAGAACGAGCGCAUGAUGCGCGACUUGACAAGCCUGCACGCCUCGAUGGCCGCCGCCAGCGGGAAGCCCGCCGCCGCCGCCGCCGCCGCGGCUGUCAACGGCGGCAACCCGCGGGUGAAGCAAGAGGAAGAGCCAUUGCCGCGAUUGUACCGUCCGGAAACGGCCGCAAUGGGGUACGAGGGCUUCUCGCAGUGGCAGCAGGGGCCACCGCAGGCGGACAUGGACCGCCCGAACAGGCAGGUCGCGCUCUAUUUCCCCAGCCGCACCCUUGCCGACGUCGCUCACGCUGCCCAGGACACAACCGAGCUCCUUCUCGCCCGUCGACUCGACCGGCAGCCCACCGAGCCGAGAGCCGUCGGUCCGCGACUACCGCCCCUCCCAGCGGUCGUCUCCCCUCUCCCGCAACCCGAAUGGAUUCCCGUACAACAGCCAGCUCGACGUCCAACAAGUGCCCCGGCAGCGUACUUCCCCGCCAUCCCUCCCCCUGAUCCACACAGACCACGCACAAGAUCAAUCGCUCGUCCACUGGAAUACGACUCCUUACUUCCCUCAAUCCCACAGUUCGAUUCCCCAGCUAGAGAGUACGACUCUCCCUUCUCAUUCCACCCUCCAGCGCUCCACGAGCCGCCAGUCUCACGCAAGCGCGCCCUCUCCCCCGGAGACGACUCGGACGACGAGUACCCAGCCAGGCGACUUCCUUCAGCCAGACUCGGCACAGCUGGCGGCGGCGACGGCGCAGGCGGCGAGAGCAGACCCCAGUCUCGCAGACUCUCCGUCAUGGACCUCUGCAAUACAGACGCCGGCUCAGAUCCCCAUCGAGUCUUUCUAUUUUCGGCCACAGGAUACCCGACAAGCUCAGCAUCACGCCCGGGCACAGCAGCAGUCCUCAUCCAGGGAACAACUCAGCUCGCACUCGGUGAUCCUGGCUCAUCACCAGCCUCCGCCGCCGCUUCAUCACCAUUCCUAUCCUCAGGAGAUCGUCCGCCAGCAGCAGGCUCAACUUCGCCAGCUUCAGCGGGCCCAGCAGGUCGCCCAGGCAACUCGCACGCACGCCGAGGCCCUGACCCAUCACCGGGCUCAGCAGCAGGUCCACCGCCAUCACUACGAGGACCCGGCGGCUUCGCAUCCUUCGUACACGGACCACCCCCCUCCGCCGCCCCCGGGCCAGCCAGCGGCGUUUUACGGACCCGAGUAGGCCAUGUACGCCCGGGCGACGGACAAUCAGAGGUCUCUCCUGUCCACCCCCCCCUGUGA
Messenger RNA from Peniophora sp. CBMAI 1063, 1449 nucleotides. The record is from the annotation of a GenBank genome assembly. NCBI's taxonomy places the organism in Eukaryota, Fungi, Basidiomycota, Agaricomycetes, Russulales, Peniophoraceae.